AUCUGUAAGCAGGCAAAGUUGCCUACAAAUAGUCCACGAGAAAUGUAUGCGCAGUAUUAAAUCUACUUUCACGGGGGUUUCUUCAAGCCCUUGUCGGUGCUGUGUAGACCCGCGGUACGUCUCAAGCACUACAUACAGGCGUUUUAGAGCGCCAUGCAAGGGAUCCGUCACACGCUUCUCCUUUUGUGCGCGUUCGCAAGCGCCUUCAUUGUAGGCGUUCAACUCGGCCUGAACAUGAACAACGGCCCUUCCGACUAUCCCGAGCAGCGGCUGAGGCACUCAUCGACCGUUACGCAGAAGAGAACGGGCUCUCCGUACUUCACUGCGGACGGUGCCGGAUGGAUAGACGCCUGGGCCAAAGUGAGCGCCAACGUGUACGUAUACUCGGCCUACUUCGACCCCCGGUUGGGCGCCAACGCGACCGUGGUGCGCAUCGUGGGACUCGUGCGUCUCAAUCCCACGCUCAAGGUGAACUACUCCUGCCUGAUCGACGACCGGCCCGAGAAACCAGCCCGGCCCGUCGUCGCCAAAAUGGAGUUCCUCCAGGACCACCACCACGCCAAGUACGAUGGCGUCUUCAUCACUUGCCCUUACCACCCGAUGAACGACUCCGAGACGCCACGGACCGUCCGCGUGACCGUUACCGGAGCCGAGGUCGGCACGUCCAAGAGCAUCCCCGUCCACUACCGGACGCGUUCUCCUGGCACCCAUGAGAUGGACUCGCUCUCGCUGUGCGUCCGACCUUUCUACGGUGGAGUCCCCAAGGUGCACGACCUGAGGCACUUCGUGGCCUACUACUCGCUUCACGGAGUCCAGAGGUUCACCUUCUACGCUUACAACUCCGGCGACAGCGUGAACGAGUACCUGCAGGAGCUCAGGCGCGAAGGCUUGAAGGUCGACUUCUUCCCCUGGUCCUUACCGGUCGCCAAGAAGUCUUGGGCCCUGGCCCAGAACGUCUUCACGCAGGACUGUCUGUAUCGACACGCGAACGCUUCCCGCAGGGUCCUCAUCGUCGAUCUGGACGAGUUCGUGUUUCCGCUUCCGGUACGCGGUAGGCCACGCACCAUCGCCGAACUCGUGGCCAAGUUACCGGCGUCCAAGACGUGUGUCGUAGUGCGCAACGUGUUCUGGGUUCGGGCCGCCUCCCGGAUAGACCGUCCUUUCAUCUUCGAAAGCCUGAACCGCAGUCGCCGCGUUUGGCCCACGGGCCUGAGGAGCAAGUAUUUCGCCGAUCCCCUCGGCGUUCUCGAAGGAGGGAUACACUUUUGCAGGCGCUUUCUGUCCGGUGGCCGGGACCGCGACAAGCAGUUGACCAUGAGCCAGGCGCUCCUCUUCCAUUACCGCGGCUUCAGAGGCGAAACGUACGCCAGGGACACGAGCAUGCUUGUCUGGAGGGAGCUGGUGAUGAACUCGCCGCUGAUGCCGAAGCCUGACUUUUCGAGGGGUUUCGCGUCCAAAGUGCGCGAUGUCCUGUGGAACAGUAUCGACGUGGUGUUAAGACUCGUUUGGUGAAAAGUGAGGGUGUCUUCUUUGUGACUGUAUUGGUGGUAGGUCACAGACCAAAGCAUUGAUUCUCGGUGCCAAGCUGCUGUACUUCUCGUGCACUGAGCGACUAUAGGGUUCAUGAACUGAAAGUUGUGAAUGCUCAGCAACAGUGAACUGUACUACACGUCUAGAACUUUCGAGACCUUGUGAUAGAAUCAUCAGUAAAGGAGUGUUUUAUG
This is a messenger RNA of Rhipicephalus sanguineus (brown dog tick), 1724 nucleotides long. RefSeq lists its product as uncharacterized. The record is from RefSeq and is a predicted model, not a curated record. Lineage: Eukaryota; Metazoa; Arthropoda; Arachnida; Ixodida; Ixodidae. The transcript is spliced from 2 exons. The coding region runs from base 154 to 1512 and encodes 452 amino acids.